Impatiens glandulifera is the source of this 929-nucleotide messenger RNA. RefSeq lists its product as uncharacterized. Bases 184 to 594 code for a protein of 136 amino acids. Lineage: Eukaryota; Viridiplantae; Streptophyta; Magnoliopsida; Ericales; Balsaminaceae. The transcript has 2 exons. The record is from RefSeq and is a predicted model, not a curated record.
AGACGCUCCUUCUUCACUAUUAAAAAUUUUCACAUGACACAUGUCCUUUCUCCUCUGUCGACAACUCUGUCUUUGUAACAGUUAUCAGGUGGUGGGUCUCCAUUUUGUUUCAUGUAAAUUUCCAUAUUCCAAUUAUAAUUCUAAUUGUAAUUCAUACACAUUCAUGCUUCCAAAUCUCUCUCAAUGAGUCCCAGAAUCUCUUUCUCCAACGAUUUCGUCGAGUCUCAUCAUCAUCAUCAUCAUCUGAAACCCAGAUCCGCUCUCCCGCCGCCGCCCUCUUCCGACUUCGAGUUUUCUGUAACUGGGUACUCCAUGAUAACCGCUGAUGAGCUUUUCUUCCAGGGAAAGCUGUUACCUUUUAAGGACUGCUCCACCAGACCCACCACCACCACCACCACCACUCUCCGGGAAGAGCUGUUGGCCGGCGACGGAGAUGAUCUUGUAGAAGUCGUGUCUAAUAAUAAGGAGUCGUCGACAAAUUCCUCUGGACGUUGGAGGGAUCUUCUUGGCCUGAGGAAAACCCACAUUGGGUCUAGGAAACAAACCAAAACUACUGUUGAUUCUACAUCACAGGUGUUUGAGAAAAUGCCAUAAUCAAAUCCUUUUCAAUGGCUCAUGUUUCAUCUAUAAGGGAACUGCAGAAAUGUGGGAGAUUGAGGAUUGGAUUGGAUUGAUUGAUUGAUUGAAGAAGAGAGGUAUGUUGGUAAUUUUGUAGGGACAGAAAGCUGUUUGUUGUUUAGGAGCUUUUGUAAUUUUCAUUAUAGAGAUGGUUUAGGUAAAUAGUAUUGUGUUUAAUUAGUGGGUUAAUGGUCUGUUUGGAUUCAACUUUAUUCUGUGUUUGCUUUUCAUUUUUUUUCAUCUGUAAUCUUCUUAACUAUUAUUAAUCUUUGUAUUCUCCCAUAAAUUUGAUGUUUUAUUGCAAUUUAUCA